GACUCAAAAGUCAACACUAAUUUGGCCUCAUAUCGGACCAUGAAUCUGCUUCUUCCUGAAAUUUCACUUGGAAAAAUCCCCUCGAGAAACAAGUGCACAUCGAGGUCACACGGACCAACAACGAACGAUGAUGCUCGGAAUGUGUCGAGAAUUUGUCUCGUGCGAGUCUUCAAACGGAGAAGGUUUUGUUAGCGGCUGAAAGUCUGACUCUGAGCAGAAUCUCAGGAGGGUUGUGUUGUCGAUCUCUAGAUGUGUAAGGAUUGCUGCGCUGUACUUACUCUGAAUACUGAUUGAGAUAUCAGACUGAGAGCAGGUAAUGAAUGGUCCUUAAGAAGAUUCUGUACGACCUGAGGACAAGCUUUCCACUUUUCAUCUCUACUGAAACUCUGGUAUCUCUAGCACGGCAAAAAUGGAGGACAAUCAGGUGAAAAAAAUCAGUGACAGUGUGUAUGAAUUUUGCAAGCCGGACAAUCCGAGUGUAGAGAUCAUUUUCUUUCAUGGGAUCCAGAUGGGGGAAGAAGAUGUAAGUGAGCUACACUUGAGCACUUGGACAGUGAAAUCCGAGGAAGCCGAUGCUCCUCCAGAAUACUGGCCGCAAACAUUCUUCGCCAAGGAUGAGCAUCUGACCAGUAAAAAUAUAAGUGUGAGAGCAUUGACUGCACGUUACGAUCCUUCAAAGUAUAAAACUCACAACACAGGUCGACUAGAUUUAUAUAACAUAGCAGAAAACUUCACUCACAGUAUAAUUGACAAUAAUCGCGUGAAUGUGGGUCUUCGGGAAGGAGUACCUGUCAUCAUGGUUGGUCAUUCUUUCGGUGGGUUGGUGAUGAAGAAACUGGUGGAUCAAGUAGCGGAGAAAGCUCGACUAAAUGGCAACCAUUCCAAAAAUCUGCAAAAGUUUUUGGAUAAUUUGAAGGGGCUCUUCUACUAUUCUACCCCACACCUGGCGCUCAAAGAUGAAGUUUUUCAGAGGCUCUUUCCACCGGGAAAGAGCUACAGCGAUUUACCAAAGUUGCUUGAGGAACUGAACAAAGGAGCUGGUCGACUUCACGCGGUUUUGACUACAUAUGCAAAAGGGCAUAAAAUAAUGGUGAAUGAGGCAUUCGAUGUCAAUAAUACUGAUCUGGGUGACAACCUGGAGCCGAUCCAGAUAGUAACCGAAGCUUCAGCAGGAUGUGGAGCUGAGAGCAAAUUAGCAAUCAGUGAGGACCAUUUCAAUGUCUGCAGACCCAGAGAUGUGAAAUCCUCAAACUAUCAAGCACUCGCCAAUUUCAUCGUUAAAAUUGUAGAGCGAGAGAAAGCGAAAAAAAAUUCCGACGCUGCAGGAUUAGAUCUUCCAGAGGUGGGCAGGCGCCGGUGAUCGCAUGAACUGACUCCAAAUAUGAACGACUAGAAAGUCGCGAUUACUGUCUUGUAGAAAAACAUUCACAUUCUGUAUGUGAGAUACAAAUUCUGGAGUCACAGACAAGUAAAUACUGAAGAGGCAGUAGUGGGAUCAGAAAACUUCAGUACAUUUUCCUUGUACGGUUGUGAGGAUACUUCUGUAAAUUACGCUUAUUGGGUACUGGAAUUACGCACCUUCUGUAUAAACACAUCUUUGACUAUCUGACGUCUACAAAACGUGUGCAAAGUUACGAUUAUAACUUACCCCCUUCC
This is a messenger RNA of Marchantia polymorpha subsp. ruderalis, 1656 nucleotides long. NCBI's taxonomy places the organism in Eukaryota, Viridiplantae, Streptophyta, Marchantiopsida, Marchantiales, Marchantiaceae. The record is from the annotation of a GenBank genome assembly.